Prosopis cineraria is the source of this 3618-nucleotide messenger RNA. RefSeq lists its product as uncharacterized. The record is from RefSeq and is a predicted model, not a curated record. Lineage: Eukaryota; Viridiplantae; Streptophyta; Magnoliopsida; Fabales; Fabaceae. Gene Ontology annotation, molecular function: nucleic acid binding.
GUACCCAUUUGGCAUAUGCAAGUCAUAGGCCCAGAAGGAUUGGAAGUGAUACUUGAAGGAUUGACAAUCUUUGAAGAAACCGAGUCUCCUAAUUCUGAAAGAACUCCUAAAUCGGGAAACAUGGCAGAAGACCAGUAUGACACCGCCUCAGUCAAUGACUUUGCUAACCGGAAUCUGAGGGGUACUCAAUCUUGUAUUCGAAUGCCGGAGUUUCAAGCACAUACUUUUGAGAUCAAGCCCGCCAUGAUCACAAUGCUUCAAAUGAAUGUCGAAGCAAGAGAUGAGUUUCUUAGCUUUAAGCAAUAUCCAGAGGAACAUCUCUAUGCAGCUUGGGAGAGAUACAAGAUGUUGAUGAAGAAAUGCCCUAAUCAUGGAGUGGACAAAUGGGUAGUGAUUCAGAUUUUCUGUAAUCGUCUGAAUCCAUCUUCGAAGGCCAUGGUUGAUUCUAUCACAAAUGGGGGAUAUCGAAAUGUGCCUGUCAAUGAAGUUUUUCGCCUCUUAGACCAAUUGUCUGCGAAUAACACUCAAAACACGGAUAGAAGGAAUACAUCAAUGGUGACUAGUGCUAAAGAUGAUUCCUCUUCCCAGAUUGUAUCCAUCUUGAAUGCAAUGAACAAGCGUUUUGAUGUGUUGGAAUCUCAAAUGCAAAGGGGAAAUUCUCAUAAUGUGCAUGCUGUCCAAGCCAUUCCAACUGAUCCCGGUAGCUUCUCAAUUCCGUGUCAUAUUGGGAAUAAAUUUUUGGGUAAGGCAUUAUGUGAUCUUGGAGCUAGUAUCAAUCUUAUGCCUCUCUCUAUUUUCAAUAAAUUGGAGUUGGGUGAAGCUAGACCAACAACCGUGACUUUGCAAUUAGCGGAUAGAAGCUUGGCUUAUCCACGUGGUGUUAUUGAAGAUGUUCUUGUAAAAGUGGAUAAAUUCAUUUUUCCGGUUGAUUUCAUUGUCCUUGAUUGUGAGGUGGAUCGUGAUAUUCCUAUUAUCUUAGGAAGACCAUUCUUGGCAACUGCUAGAACCUUGAUUGAUGUUGAAAAAGGUGAGCUUACUAUGAGGGUGGAUGAUGAGCAAGUCACUUUUAACAUGCACAAGUUGAUGAAAUCUCCCAAAGAUCUUGAGCAAUGCUUCUUUGUUGAUAUGCUUGAUCAAGUUGCACAAGAAGAAUUCAAUAAGGCAAUUCCUAAUGAUUUUUUAGAAGCCUUGUUACUAGGAGCUCAAUUAAAGACUCAAGAUGGAGAAGAGUGUAUGGCUAUCAUGAAUGCAUCACCGGUUUAUCCUAAAAACCGUGUCCAAUUUGAAUCUCUAGACUUAUCUUCUCUUGGUAGACCAUCUUUGAAAUCCUCUAUUGAAGAGCCACCAUAUCUUGAGUUGAAGACAUUACCUUCUCAUCUUCGGUAUGUCUAUUUAGAAGCCAACAACACUUUGCCAGUGAUUAUUGCUGCGGACUUGAAUGAACAACAAGAAGAGCAACUUGUGGAAGUCUUGAAAGCUCACAAGAGAGCUAUUGGGUGGACUAUUGCCGACAUAAAGGGUAUUAGCCCUUCAAUUUGCAUGCAUAAGAUUUUCCUUGAAGACAAUCAUAAAACUUCUGUGGAACAUCAAAGAAGGUUGAAUCCUAUCAUGAAGGAAGUAAAAGGAGGCAUGACUGUAGUGGCUAACACCCACAAUGAGCUAAUUCCUACUCGCACUGUCACUGGGUGGAGAGUAUGCAUGGAUUACCGGAAGCUAAAUGCGGCCACUAGGAAAGAUCACUUUCCUCUUCCCUUUAUCGACCAAAUGCUUGACAAAUUAGCUGGAAGGGAAUUCUUUUGCUUCCUUGAUGGGUAUUCAGGCUAUAACCAAAUUGCCAUAGCUCCAGAGGAUCAAGAAAAAAUGACAUUUACUUGUCCUUAUGGAACUUUUGCUUUCAAGCGCAUGCCUUUUGGGUUAUGCAAUGCACCGGCCACUUUUCAGAGGUGUAUGAUGGCAAUUUUCUCUGAUAUGAUUGAGCAAACUAUGGAAGUCUUCAUGGAUGACUUCACGGUUUUUGGGGAUUCAUAUGAGGAAUGUUUGAUCAACUUGGCCAAUGUGUUGAAAAGAUGUGAAGAGACCAACUUGGUCUUGAAUUGGGAAAAAUGCCACUUCAUGGUUAAGGAGGGCAUAGUUCUUGGCCAUAGAGUCUCCAAAAAUGGCUUGGAGGUAGAUAGAGCCAAAAUUUCGGUGAUUGAGCAACUUCCUCCACCUACUAAUGUUAAGGGUGUGAGGAGUUUUCUUGGUCAUGCGGGAUUUUAUCACCGCUUCAUUAAAGACUUCUCCAAAAUAGUCAAGCCUCUUUGCACUCUUCUUGAGAAAGAUGCUGAAUUUAAAUUUGAUGAUUCAUGCUUGAAAGCAUUUGAAGAGUUGAAGAAAAGACUUGUGUCUGCGCCUAUCAUGAUGGCUCCUGAUUGGAGUUUGCCUUUCAUUGUGAUGUGUGAUGCUAGUGACUUUGCUGUGGGUGCUAUGCUUGGCCAAAAGAAAGAAAAAGUACUUCACCCAAUUUACUAUGCUAGCAGAACACUUGAUGAUGCUCAAGAAAACUACACCACAACUGAGAAAGAGCUUCUUGCAGUGGUGUUUGCUUUUACCAAGUUUAGAUCGUAUCUUGUGGGUACUAAGGUGACAGUUUACACUGACCAUUCAGCUUUGAAGUACCUAUUCAGCAAGAAGGAGUCUAAAGCAAGGUUAAUUCGAUGGGUACUACUUCUACAAGAAUUUGACUUGGAGAUUAUUGAUAGGAAGGGUACUGAGAAUCAAGUGGCGGACCAUCUUUCUAGGUUGAGUACUGAUGCUCAACUUAAAUGUAAUGUUGUUAUUGAUGAAGCUUUUCCUGAUGAGCAACUCUUUAAGGUUGACAAUAUUCAAACACCGUGGUAUGCGGACAUUGUCAACUAUCUUGUUUGUGGCAUCUUGCCCUUUGAUUUGAAGUUUCAUCAAAAGAAGAAGUUUCUCCAUGAUGCUAAGUUAAAGUGUGUUCCUGAGUGUGAGCAACAAGAAAUUCUAAGAUGUUGCCAUUCUUCUGACUAUGGAGGCCACUUCGGGGGUGACAAGACAGCAUCUAAAAUCUUGCAAAGUGGUUUCUAUUGGCCCUCUUUAUUCAAGGAUGCAUAUGACUUUGUUUUAAAGUGUGAUAGGUGCCAAAGGAUGGGUAAUAUCUCUAGAAGGAAUGAAAUGCCACUCAACAACAUGCUUGAAGUAGAACUGUUUGACGUGUGGGGCAUAGACUUCAUGGGACCAUUUCCCAUGUCUUUCAACAAUCAAUAUAUCCUUGUGGCUGUAGACUAUGUCUCAAAAUGGGUCGAAGCGGCGGCAUUUCCCACUAAUGAUGCUAAAGUGAUACUUGAGAAGACGGUAGGAGUGGCAAGAAAAGAUUGGUCCACCAAACUUGACGAUGCAUUGUGGGCUUAUCGAACGGCUUACAAAACUCCUAUCGGCAUGUCUCCAUACCGAUGGUCGGGACCGUUCAAUGUGGUCCAAGCAUUCCCUCAUGGUGCUAUUGAGCUAGAGAGCAGUGAAGGAAAAAGAUUUAAAGUCAAUGGACAACGAGUGAAGCAUUACUGGGGUGGUGAGGUAGACCGUGAAGCAAUCACCUUGCCCUUAUCUGAUGCCUCUUGA